Molecule: messenger RNA, 2108 nt
Organism: Mycena citricolor
Lineage: Eukaryota; Fungi; Basidiomycota; Agaricomycetes; Agaricales; Mycenaceae
Source: the annotation of a GenBank genome assembly
ACCACUCUGGCCUUUUGGCUUAGAUCAAGUGUAGUAUCUGUUCUUAAUAGUUUAACCACUAUUAGAGGGACACAGUCCCUUCUAUUUGGUUAUCUAAUUUUUGCCGCCCUUGCCUUUCUGCUCUGCUUGCAACAGAAGGACGCGAUGACCUUGCCGCUGCACUACUGGCUUGCGUCGUCGGGGGUCCACGUUUUUUUUUGCAUCCUCCGGUGGCCUUACCCUAACCCUAUCUACUCGCCAAAUCCUAUUGCUUAAACCAUCAAUCAAAUGCGACGUUCCUGAAAUCAAUGCCUUGGCGUGCGCUCCCAUCCACCAACGUCCAUGAACACUCGCUAUCCCCACCCAUUCCAUGAGGACCCCGAGGAUGGGGAGACCGAGAGCGCGGGUGUCCCCGACCCCACGACGCUCGCUGAGCUGCGCAUGUGCAAGCUCUCUGCUCAGCUCCGCGAGAAGGACCGCUGGUGGGACAAGUGCUGGGACGAGAACAUCACGAGAAAGUGGACUGCGGAGGUGCAGGAGCAGCAGAAGGAUCUCGUCCGGUGGUCCAAGCUGUCCGAGCGCAUGGUCAACUACGUGAUUGAGGAGCUUCAAGCGGCCUCCAGGAUACGCGAGAAGACGGGUGGAGUCGAGCCUGGCCCUUUCGAUCGCGUCUACAUCUCUGACGGCCUCAUCGCGGAGGAGCUCACGGCACAACUCGCGGCGGCCGUGAAGCUGCUCGAAGACGUCCCAUCGAACGAGAAAGACUGGCACCCAGGCUCCGAGGAGCGCGUCCUUGACCUCGUUCACCCCUCAAUCUGUCCGCUGGUCUACGACGACUCGUGGGGCAGAUCCGACGAGGGCGUCCUCCAGCGCUUCGCGGUGCCGGCUCUCGAGUCCGACGACGUCGACGCGGUCUUCGUGUCCCCGCGCUUCCAGUGGCUGCCGUCCGAUUUCGCCGUCGACGACGCCGGCGCGGUCAAGCUCGUGUCUCCCUACAUGAACAACAUCCCCUCGCAGCACCAAGACGCGUUCGUGCCCGUGCUCGAGCGCAUCAUGGAACGCGCGCUGCCGCUGUGGGAAGGCGUGCUGACUGAGCUGCGGACACCCCCGCAGCCCCGGAUCGACCACGCCGCAGAAUGUGUCAUGGGCAGUGGAUACACUGAGGACAUCCCCUCCGAUGACGAGCUCACCGCGGAGCUGGCCAAGCGCGAGACAGAGCUCGAGCCGUUCCGGGAUUGGACGUAUCGUUACCUCCUGCGCGGCGAUCUCAAUCUGCCAGAGGCACCCGAGCAGUAUGUCGCGCGGCGCGGCGAUGUGGAGGCCGCGGAUCGGGUCUCGCUGCGCGGAAGCACGAUCCAGGUUAUCGUCAAGCUCGCCAACAUCGUCUUGACCCCCGAGAAUCCUAGUUAUCCGGGUGGAAUAUGGCACGUGGAAGGCAUGGCGAACGAAUCCAUCGUCUCCACGUUCAUCUAUUAUUACGAUACGGAUAACAUUGAGCCGUCCAGUCUGAGUUUCCGCCAGGCCACGUCGCAGCCUGAAUACCACGAACAGGACGACGCAGCGUGCAUGACCAUUUUGUACGGCAUUGACGCGCAGGAACCGUGUGUUCAGGUCCUAGGCGAAGUUCAGACCAAGGCGGGCCGAUGCAUCGCCUUCCCAAACAUCUAUCAACAUCUAGUCUCUCCAUUCUCGCUCGUCGACACGACAAAGCCAGGCACGCGCAAGAUCCUCGUCUUCUUCCUCGUCGAUCCCACGCGGCGCAUCGUCUCCGCCACAAACGUUCCUCCGCAGCAAGUCUGGGAGAUGAAACGGCUCCUCCGCGCGCAGGGCCCCCAGUCGCGGCUCUCGACCCUGCCCCUCGAGCUGGUCGAAUACAUCGCCACGCUCGUGCCAGGGGUCAAAACCCGCCAGGAAGCGAACGAGAUCCGAGAGGAGCUCAUGGGCGAGCGGACGAUCGUGGUCGAGAGCGUGGAUCGCGAGUAUUUCUCAAGGUCGUUCAACAUGUGCGAGCAUUGAGAGAUAGAUGCGCGAUCUUUAGUGGGUAGAGUUAUUGGAUGUUAGAAAGACGGACUUCCGCGACAGCAUGAUACUUUCGUUCGGGAAAUUUCCUGGCAUGCACCACGUGUAUC